AUGGGCAAAUCUUCCAAGGACAAGCGUGACGCUUACUACCGUCUGGCCAAAGAGCAAGGCUGGCGUGCACGUAGCGCUUUCAAGCUGCUGCAACUGGAUGAAGAGUUCGACCUCUUCGCCAACGUGACAAGAGUUGUUGACCUGUGUGCCGCUCCAGGCAGUUGGUCCCAGGUGCUAUCUCGCGUCCUCAUUAAGGGAGAAAAGUUUGGUCGGUCAGCAUGGGAGGAUCGUGAGGCCAAGUUCCGCCAAGAGAUGCUCGGCGUCUUCCCAGCUACCCCUGAAUCCGCCGCAUCAGGAGAGGAGACCAAGACCGAGGCUGCUCCCGAAGAGACGCAACCUCGCAAGGAUGUCAAGAUUGUGUCUAUUGACUUGCAACCCAUCAGCCCUCUCCCCGGCAUCAUCACCUUGCGUGCCGACAUCACCCACCCCGCUACUGUGCCCCUGCUCCUCAAAGCCUUGGAUCCCGACUACGACGCCGCCAACUACAAGAGUCAACAAGCUAGUCAUCGAGUCGACCUUGUUAUCAGCGACGGUGCUCCUGACGUCACUGGUCUCCACGAUCUGGACAUCUACGUCCAGUCGCAGCUUCUCUUCGCCGCCCUCAACCUCGCUCUUUGCGUGCUGAAGCCCGGCGGCAAGUUCGUCGCCAAGAUCUUCCGCGGCCGCAAUGUUGACCUCCUCUACGCGCAACUCAAGAUCUUCUUCGAGACCGUCAUCGUCGCGAAGCCGAGAUCCUCCCGUGCUAGCAGUGUUGAAGCCUUUAUCGUUUGCAUCAACUUUCAGCCUCCUGCCGGUUUCCAGGCCAGUCUUGAGAACCCGCUUGGUGUCGGCCAUGAGCUGCCAACAAUGGUCGAGGCGAGGAGGAGCCAGCUGCCUGCCAUUGCUGAUGCGCUUAUGCAGAACCCCCUGACCGGAAAAUGGGACUCUGCUCCUACGGCGUCUGCGACACGGGGAGACGGUCAGGUUGUCGAGGUGGAGGCUUACGACGAGACUGAUGAGACGACGGACCACGAGAAGCACAUUCGAUGGAUUGCGCCCUUCAUCGCAUGUGGUGACUUGUCGGCAUUCGAUUCCGACGCAUCAUACCAACUGCCCGAGGAUCACGUAUCUCUAGAUCCCGUUCAACCCCCGACGGCUCCUCCCUACAAGCGGGCCAUUGAAUUGAGAAAAGCUGCCGGAGGAGCGUACGGCAAGACGUCUAUUAAGGCAUGA
Colletotrichum orchidophilum is the source of this 1212-nucleotide messenger RNA. Its product is annotated as FtsJ-like methyltransferase. Bases 1 to 1212 code for a protein of 403 amino acids. The record is from RefSeq and is a predicted model, not a curated record. Gene Ontology annotation, cellular component: cytoplasm. Lineage: Eukaryota; Fungi; Ascomycota; Sordariomycetes; Glomerellales; Glomerellaceae. Gene Ontology annotation, molecular function: tRNA methyltransferase activity. Gene Ontology annotation, biological process: tRNA methylation; cytoplasmic translation. The transcript is spliced from 2 exons.